This is a messenger RNA of Trichosporon asahii var. asahii CBS 2479, 1542 nucleotides long. RefSeq lists its product as uncharacterized. Lineage: Eukaryota; Fungi; Basidiomycota; Tremellomycetes; Trichosporonales; Trichosporonaceae. Bases 1 to 1542 code for a protein of 513 amino acids. The record is from RefSeq and is a predicted model, not a curated record. Gene Ontology annotation, molecular function: protein binding. The transcript has a single exon.
AUGGGCAACAGCUCGACUGGACUUCCUCCGGAAGUGGUCAGCCAGAUCCUCUGGCAUCUCGGACCCCCGGCCCUGCGGCGCUGUCUGCGCGUCAACUCCUCCUUCAACGCUCUCGCCCAACGCCCUCUAGCCGCCUGCGUCUCAGCCUAUGUCGCCGCGGACGGGAAAGGGAUGACAUUCCCUCACAUCAAAGAAUCCACCGCAGAGCAGAAGAAGCAGCAGUCUGUUCCCCAAGCGGUGCCACCCUUCGUUCCACAAACUCACGCCUCCCCGCCCAUCACGGCGCUUAGUCAGUUGUAUCGUCCUCAGCAAAACCCAGCCCCGGGCCAGUCGUCCGCCGUUCCCAAGCGUAUCCCCGAGAACUUGCGCUGCCUGACAGUGGGUAAACACUGGCGCUGCUACCCGGGCAGUCGUACCCCGUUCGCUGCCUCCCUUGAAACGCCAAUUAUCUCCUCAUGCCGUGUCCUCAAGGUCUUACUCGCUUCCCCGGAUGACCGGGACCACAUUGCCAGCCCUCAUUCCGACUACUUCCCACUAUCGCUUAGCGCCCGUUUGGAACUCUCCGAGGUUUCAGAGGACGAUACAGACAUUCCGUACGAGUAUGUCUGCGUCCUCCCCCUUGAAUGCCAACUUCUCCACUUUGGGGUGAAGGACGCCGACAUUUGCAAACUCGUACUCCGCAAUGUUCCUCUUGUCUUCGGCAACGUCGACCCGGGCCUGUUGCCUCUGACAACAUCCCACAGAAUCCAGGAAGCGGUCAUUGCCUUCAACCUGUACUCCAUGAGCUCGUCGAACGGAGAUGCAAUGGAGAGCUGGUAUGGCGGCGGUGACGACCCUAUCUGCUCGGAGGCCCCCGAAGAGCUGGCCUAUCCCGCGAUAGGGAGCAUCGGGUCUGGCGUUCCCCCUAACGUCGAGUCUCUGACCUUCGUGUUCUGGACGUACUGCCCAGAAGAGGUAUCAGCUCCGCCCUGCUGCUACGUCCGCGAACUCUGGGACUGCAUGGAAGAGGAAGAACACCAUCUGGACGAGGACGGCGAUCGCGAGUCCGAACCACCCCAUGAAUCCUGCUGGGAAGAGGGCUUCUGGCGAGAGCUGGCUGUGGCGGUCGCUCCAUUGUUUCUCCGCAACUUGCGCCAGCUCACCAUUGUGAACGCCAGCAGCAUCGUCCCCACUGGAGCACCGCCCCAGGCAACCCUCGAGCUGAUGUCAAGUGGCCUCUUCAGACACGACGUCUUCGAAACCAAGUUCCGCGUACAGCUGUACGACCAUCUCUGUUCCGAUCAUAGCGUCACACCCGACAAAGCGAGAGAGUGUGUUGGGCACGUCAAGUUCAAGUACACAAAGGACUGGCUGUUGUUUACGGACUGGGACGACGUCUUCAGCUGGUCGGAGGUCAGGCCGUGGCUUGAGUUCAAGCGGCCGGCACUCAUCACAGACUACUUCAAGCCGGUUGACGCGGAAGCAGCCAAGUGGAGAAGCGACAUGAACAAGGCGGAGCGCUAUCACUUGGAGAAGAGGAGGAAGAAAUACGCACUUAGUUAA